Bactrocera tryoni is the source of this 1961-nucleotide messenger RNA. Its product is annotated as odorant receptor 7a-like. The record is from RefSeq and is a predicted model, not a curated record. NCBI's taxonomy places the organism in Eukaryota, Metazoa, Arthropoda, Insecta, Diptera, Tephritidae. Gene Ontology annotation, molecular function: olfactory receptor activity; odorant binding. The transcript is spliced from 4 exons. Gene Ontology annotation, cellular component: plasma membrane. The coding region runs from base 73 to 1251 and encodes 392 amino acids. Gene Ontology annotation, biological process: detection of chemical stimulus involved in sensory perception of smell; sensory perception of smell.
GUUAGAGUCAAGCUAUUUAGACGUUUACUCAAUUCUAUCCGACAGUUUCAGCUUUAAUCAGAGUAAUUGAAAAUGAAGAAGGUCCGCAACCCACAAAUCAAAACGAACGAUUCUUUUACGUGGUUAAUUCGAAGUUGGGAGCUAACUGGCAUGAAGCUGUUGUAUCCGUAUAAAUUCUUAAAUCUGUUACACAUGGUUUUCAGCUGGAUUGUGAUCUCACUAAGUCCGAUAUCGAUUGGUAUUGGUGUAAUAAAAGCCAUGGACGAUACAUCGAUGACUGCAACAUUGACCAAUUUCCAAGCAUCGCUUAAUGUUCUAUUAUUACCAUUCAAGGCGCUAGUAAUUGCCAUAAACUUUAAGCGUUUGCGUAGUGUCGAAGAGAUUUUCGAGAAUUUGGAUAAAUUCUAUGUAAGAGAAGAGGAACGCUUGGAAAUCAAAGAUUGCGAAAAGGCUUGCAGAAGUCUAUUUUUUACAUUCUCUAUUUUCUAUGCCAUGUACGGCGCAAUCAGUUGGUUAGUUUCGUUCUUUGCGCUCAACCAAGAAACAUUUUGGUUUCCUUUUAUCGAUUGGAUACCGUAUCAGCCCCUACGACACUGUUUGCAGUUUUUUUUCGAUGUGGUUAUUAUACAUUUCUUACUGCAAACCAAUGUGACGAGUGAUACCUUUCCGGCGACUUAUAUACGUGCCUUACGCACCCACAUUAAGCUGUUGACGGGCCGCGUCAGUCGUUUAGGCACAAACUCCGACUUUAAUGACGAGCAGAAUUUUCGGGAAUUAGUCGCUUGUAUAGCAUCACAUCAGCAGAUAUUGCAGGUGGCGGAUAUCGUUGGUUCGAUUCUCUCGCUGACCAUUUUUCUGCAACUCACAUUCGCCGCGGCCAUUUUAUGCGUUUGCAUGCUUAACAUAUUCAUAUUCGCCGAUCCGAUUCAUAAGGUUAUCACGAUUGUAUACUAUCUGGUUGUUUUGAUGCAAACUGUACCCAGCUGCUAUCAGGCAUCAAUGCUCGAGGCGGACUGCGCUAAGUUGCCGGACGCGAUCUUUCAUUGCAAUUGGCUGGAUAGGGAUAAACGCUUUCGCAAGCUCAUCAUCUAUUUCCUGCAUCGCGCACAGAGGGAAAUAACAUUCACUGGAAUUAAACUAUUUAGAAUCAAUUUGAGCACCAAUUUAUCGAUUGCCAAAUUCUCGUUUACACUGUACACAUUCAUAAAUGAAAUGGGAUUUGGGAAAGACUUGAAGGAACGCUUCGAAUAGUUAUUACUGGAUAGUUGAAUUCACAAUAUUUCCUCUCACUUAUUGAAUAUAUUCUUAUCACUUAAAUGCAACACUUAAGUAGUUCAAAUAAUAUAGACAAAAGCUUUUAUAAUAGUUUAGAUGGUUUUUAUGAAAGAAUUUUUAAAUUACUGUUUCUUAGAGGUAUCGGAAUGAAUAUUUUAUGUAGAGAGAAAUUUCGAAAUAAUAAAUCCUUAAAACUUAUUAUACUUGUAUGUUAUACCAUAAAUACAUUUUCUUCGUCAUAAUAAAAAGAGGUGUCUUAGCAAUACAAAGAAAACUACUCACGUUUUGGUCGAAUCGAACAGUCAGCCUUUCAAAUUUCAGCAUUUCAAUAUACAAAAAUGUAAGGUGUGGAACUUUGAAUCAAUUCCAAAUUUAUUGUUUUUCAACACAUACAUAUAAAUAAUUGAUCAGGGUGAUGAGACGAGUUGAAAUCCGAGUGACUGUCGGGCAAAAAAGUUCUUACUACGAAUGAACGCAAUCGGACGCAGCCACCCCAUUAAAGUUAACCCUUAUGUUAAAGGUUCCAGGGUACCCACCGCGGUAUAUUGUAUGAAUAGCUUAAAGUAAAUUCAACAUUUCAGUUUAAACUCCCAAAUUGUUGUUUUUAACAUGAAGGAAAACUAGUUGUGAAUGCAUUUAACUAAUUUAUUUUUUAUUCUUUGUUUUUAAUAAGUUUAAAAUUUCGC